Molecule: messenger RNA, 1650 nt
Organism: Hippocampus zosterae (dwarf seahorse)
Lineage: Eukaryota; Metazoa; Chordata; Actinopteri; Syngnathiformes; Syngnathidae
Product: syntaxin-2-like
Exons: 9
Coding region: 258-1106 (282 amino acids)
Biological process (GO): exocytosis; synaptic vesicle fusion to presynaptic active zone membrane; intracellular protein transport
Cellular component (GO): synaptic vesicle; endomembrane system; SNARE complex
Molecular function (GO): SNAP receptor activity; SNARE binding
Source: RefSeq, a predicted model, not a curated record
ACUCGAUCCCCUCACAGGUGAAAAUUAUGAAACAAAACCAAAAUUUUAAAAAGGCUUGAGUUUCCUUAACUUCUUUCUGACGCAAUUAUGUUUGAUAUGCUUCACACUGGUCACAAAUUGGUGUUCAUUUUCUACAUCUUUCACUUUGAAGGCAACAAGUUUACGGAAGUCGUGUCCUUUGUUUGCCUUUUGUCGCGGCCGCACGCUCACAUGAACGCGCUCGUGUGCAGCUGCAACGAAGACAGGAUUCGGUGAUUAUGGCACAUGCAGCCAGAGGCGAAGUCGUCAUGGAGGAGUUUUUCAAAACGGUUGAGGAAUUGAGGAGCCUCAUACAAAAGAUGUCCUGCCAAGUCGACGAAGUGGAGAAAAGACAAAGUUCCAUUCUUGCCUCCUCAAACGCAGACAAGAGAUGCAGAGAAGAGCUGGAGCUGCUAAACAACAAAAUCAAGACGGAUGCAAAAUUGUUCCAAGCCAAGUUAAAGACACUGCAAGAUGAUUUCCCAGCGGACUGCAGCGGCAACGGUGUCUCCGUGAUGCAACGCAUGAACAGCAAUCGGCAUGCACACCUGACUCGCUGCUUUGCCGAGCUCAUGACGAGUCACCACAACGCACAAGUAACCUUCAGAGAGAAAUGCAAAGCCCGUAUUCAGAGACAACUGCAGAUUGUGGACAAAGUGACCACAGAUGAGGAGUUGGAGGAGAUGCUGAACUGCCACAGCGUGACCAUCUUCAUAUCUGAUAUCGUCGACUCUGGCGCUUCUCUCUCGAGCAAGGCCCUGAGCGAGAUCAAGUCUCGUCACGAGGACAUAAUUAAACUGGAGGCAAGCAUCCGACUGCUGCACGACAUCCUUGCUGACACCGCCGUGCUUCUGGAGAGUCAGGGGGAGUUGGUGAACAGCAUAGAAAAGAAUGUGGCAAGUGCCGCAGAAUAUGUGGAAGAGUCGCGAAAAGAGACGCACAAAGCAGUGACGUACAAGAAGAACCCUUACAAGAUAGUGUCCCUGCCGAGAUUCUUCAAGUCCUUCAGGAGGAAAAGGGAAGCCAACACAGUCACAGGGCCAAACGGCUCAGACCAAAACCACAAUGACAGAAACAAUACUGAUUAAACCCUGACUACACCAUGACUCACACUGUCAACCACACCGGUCAAAAUACUCCUUUUGAAAUAAAUAGUCUCCGUAGUCCUAUUGAAAGACUCAUGAAUCAAGGUGGUUAAGGCCAAGUUUAGUAAACGACAAAAAUAUACACGUUGUUUAAGAAUACAAAAUGCUCCUUUCCCAUUUCAAAACAAGAGCCGUUGGAACCAUUGGCCUCCACCAAGGUCAAAUUUUAGGAAGGAUGUGGAUUUAUGCGCCGUCGCUGAGAGACCCGCAAGCUGCAAAAAAAAAAAUAAAAAAUCAACCAGGGGUGCUGUGAUACCACUGUCUGGCCAAUAGGUGGCGGAAGAACACAAGCACAGCGAGACGAGGCCACGUCACCUUCCGCAAGGAUUUUUUUUGCAACGCUGCAAAUAUAAUUAUAUAGCCUGUCAUUCAGGUCUACAAAUCAGCUCCUAAUUCCGUUUGUGACUUGUUACAUUUUAAUUUCAGUCAUGAUGGAAUGCAGGUACUUUAAUUGGGGGGGGAAACAAAUAAAACACUUGCUUCUUGA